AAUCAUACUCACCCCCUUUCAUCUGCUUCCAGAAAUUCAGUGAUGGCUGAACUAUCAACGUGUUCCAACUUCCUUAAGACACUACUAAUACUUCUAGCACUGGUCCCAACAAUUCUCUGCCAAACAGCCGAGUGUCCACCAAGCGAACAGAUUCCAGGAUGUCCUUGUUACAACUUCGAGGAUGGCCUUUUCCUAGAGUGCGCUGGCGCGAACGAAGAGACCCUUCGAAAAACAAUGCAGACCGUAUUGGACGCAGGACCAACUGUGGUCCAAUCACUGAGCAUCUACGAGCUGGACAAGAGCAUAACAGAGCUGCGUUUGAGAUCCUUCCCACGUUCGCAGAUCCGGCAUCUCCAGAUCUCCCACUCAUACGUCAACGAUAUAGCAGAAGAAGCGUUCCUGCCGAUCAAGGACAGCUUGGAAUCCCUGGCCCUGGUAUCCAGCCGCCUGGACCAGGUCCCCCAGAAGUCUCUAGCAGAGCUCCACAAAUUAAUGGUCCUGGACCUUGAAAGCAACCUGAUCCAGGACCUGCCCUCCUACUGCUUCUGGGGCUUGAAGCUGCUGAAGCUUUCUCUGAAAGGCAACGCCAUCUCCAAGAUAUCAGAGCACAGCUUCGCGGGUCUAGAAGCCACCAUGAGCGACCUGGACCUAUCAGAAAACAAGCUGAAGCUCUUCCCAAUAGCAGCGCUAAGACGCCUGGAGAACUUGGCAUCAUUGCGGCUGGCCUGGAACGAGAUUUCCCAGCUGCCUAAUGAUGGAUACUCCAGAAUCUUCAGCUUGCUGAUCAUGGACCUGAGCUCCAACAACUUCGACGAGCUAGGUCCUGAUUGCUUCGCUGCCUUUCCAUUCCUCCACACCCUGUCCUUGUACUACAACUCCAUCGAAACCGUCCACAAGGAUGCCUUUGUCUCGUUAAAAGAAUUGGAGUCUCUAGACCUGAGCCACAAUAAGAUAGUCUUCCUGGAUACCGGAAGCUUCCAAUUAAAUCCUCGACUCCGCAACAUAGAACUCAGCCACAAUCACAUCCACUACAUCAGUGGUGUCUUCUCCAAGCUUGCUGAGCUCCAUGAGCUCUAUUUAGCAGAGAACAACAUCCUGGAGCUGCCAGCUGACUCUUUUCUCGGUAGCAGCAACCUGGCAGUGAUCUACCUCCAGCAGAAUGCCAUUCGUAGAAUUGAUUCCAGGGGUCUGGCUGGGUUGGGACAACUCUCCCAGCUUCAUUUGUCCAACAACUUCAUCGAAAGCAUCCCGACUGACUUCUUCAGCUUCUGCAGCAACCUAACAGCAGUUUCCCUUGAUGGAAACCGAAUCUCCGAUCUCAAACCCGGAACCUUUGGACCUGUCAGCCAGCUCAGAGAGCUCAGGCUCCAGGAAAACAGAAUCAGCCAGAUCAAAAAAGGGGUCUUUACACCUUUAAAUGACCUCCUGGAGCUGCAUCUCCAGAGCAAUUCCAUUUCUGGGAUAGAACCUGGUGCUCUGAAGACCCUGAACUCCCUCCAGCACAUCAACCUUCAAGGGAACCAGCUUACGUCCUUAGGAGACGUGUUCCAACUGUCUUCAGGAGCAGAGACCGGGUCCUUGGUGUCCAUCCAGCUGGACAGCAACGGACUUGCUGUCCUGCAUAAUGAUUCCUUGAGAGGCCAAGCCUCGGUGAGGAUCAUGUGGCUGGGCCACAACAAACUCACCCAUCUUCAAGCUGCUCUGUUCAGAGACCUGCUUUUGGUAGAGCGGCUCUACCUGACCAACAAUUCAAUUGCUUCCAUCGAAGACUCGGCGUUCAAGCCUAUGCAAGCUUUGAAGUUCAUUGAGCUUAGCAUGAACCAAUUGCAGCGCAUCACUGCCCAGACCUUCGCUGAGCUCCAUGAAUUGGAAGAAUUGUACUUACAGGACAACGGGGUCAGGUCAAUAGAUCCCUACGCCUUGACCACCUUGAAGAAGCUCAGGAUCUUGGAUUUGGCCAACAACCAACUGAUCAGGCUGCAUGCCACCAUGUUCCUCCAAGGACUGCCUAUCAGAAUCAUCAACCUCAGGAACUGCUCCAUUGUCGAGAUUGAAAACGGAAGCUUUGCUGAUCUUCAUCAGAUCACGGAGCUUAAUUUAGAUCACAAUUUUCUAACUGCUGAAGCAUUGUCCCAAUUAGAGAUUCCAAGUUUGAAGAGCUUGACUGCUUCAGGAAACAAUUUUACCUACUUGAACGAAAGGAACUUCAAAGGUCUGCCGAAUCUUCAGGAAUUGGUGAUCAGUAAAGUCCAACUGGUUCAUGCUGAUGAAGUUACCUUUAAAUGGAACCAGAACUUGACAAGAUUGCAGCUGGACCACAAUUCUCUUCGAAGUUUGCCUACGGGGAUAUUCGAGCCAUUUGGCCAGCUCAGGGAGCUCAGGAUAGACUACAACAGGAUCAUGGAGGUCCCGUAUUUGUCGAUCAAGAACUUGAUCAACUUGGAGAUCUUGUCGUUGGCAAACAAUUGGAUCGUCACGGUGGAUAUGGGGAGUCUGACCAGUAUUUUGUACUUGAGAGAGUUGGAUCUCAGUGGGAAUAAAAUUGAAUCGUUGUUUGGAUUCGCUAUGUCCAACUUGACCCGGCUGCUUGCUGUUGAUCUGAGCAACAACCACUUGACUGCUCUGCCAGCUAACUUUUUCGUAAACUCACCUUUGCUCAGACGCGUUGAUCUGUCGGAGAAUCGGUUUCUCCAGGUUCCAGCAGUCGCACUGUCAGGCCAGAAUCUUCCAGGAUUGACCUGGCUGAACUUGACCAGGAAUCCGUUGAUUAGGAUCCAUGAGAUGCCAGCUGAUGCGAUCUAUCCUCAGUUGCAAGAGGUUCAUAUCACGGGUACCAACCUGUCGAUUGUCACUAGUCAGGAUUUUGAAGGUUUUCCAGCAUUGCUGCACCUGUUCUUGGACAAGAAUUGCAUCAUCAGAAUUUCACCAGGUGCCUUCAGGCCGCUUCCAAAUCUUCUGACUCUUCAUUUAGGCGCUAAUAGCUUGGAAUUACUGCCUAAAGAACGGCUUCAAGGUAUGGAGUAUCUUAGGAUUCUUAAUCUGACCCGAAAUCGGUUGAAAGAACUUGAAGAAUUCCCUGUGGACUUGAAAAUGCUACAGAUUUUAGACCUUUCUUAUAAUCACAUUGGGGUAGUAGGCAAAGAGACUUUUAAAAACUUGGUUAAUUUAAUAGAACUUCAUUUGUAUGGCAAUUGGAUCAAUGCCAUUUCAAGCGAGGCUUUCAGGCCGUUAAAGAAGCUUAGGUUACUAGAUUUGAGCAGGAAUUACUUGGAGAAUCUUCCGCUCAAUGCAUUCAGGCCUCUGGAGACACAAAUUAGGAGUCUGCGAGCUGAAGAAAAUCCAUUGCAUUGUGGCUGUGAGUCGCAAGAACUUUGGGAAUGGCUAAGAGACCACCAGAAACUGGUCGGAAUCGAUCACCGGAAUGGUAACAACCAGCUGGGCAGUAUCCCUAGCAUGGAUUCAUCGCCUGGGUCACUUCGAUGCGACCAACCACCAGAGCUACGUGGUCUAGUAUUUCUUGACCUUGAUCCUCGCGCCUUUUGUUCGUCCCCUCUCGUCAUCAAGCUCGCUAUUCAAGACAUUCAGCCCUUCUCCGUCCUAGUUUCCUGGCAGAGUCGCAAUCACUCCGGCCUACAUGGGUACCAAGUUGCCUAUCACACUAUCGGCAAUGUCAACGAGAUCCGAGGGAAGCUUCUAGACCCAAAAGCAAGGUCCGUUCAACUGUCUAAGCUGCUUCCGAACACCCAAUACCUGAUCUGUGUCCUUGGGCUCGGAAAUUGGAUGACUCCUCUACCGGAAGACCUUGGAACUAACCAGAACUCGACGGAUGACUUGAUAAAUACGGGAUCUAACCUAGCUCAGAUGAUGGUUAACUCCCCGAUGAGCAGGUGCACUGAAGUUACAACUCUAGAUGCUCCAGACUCUAUAAUUGGGGACACUCCGUCGGAAAGAACUGGCAUAGCCACCAUUUUGACCAGGAGGUUGGGAUUGAUAGUCGGAAGCUGCAUGGGGUUCGUGGUAUUCAUUGUCCUGGUGUCGAUCCUCGGGUAUAUGAAGAUGAAGAAACAGAGGGCGGCUAUGAAGCGCGAACAGCCUCUGGCGCCCAAUCCUCCGGAAUACAUGUCAUAUCGUCACUUUUCGCUCCAGAGUGGGGAUAGGCUAGACAAUAACAAUCCUUGUCCGAGUUUCAUCUCCAGUAUUGGUAAUACCACGCUCAAUACGUAGCAUAAAGUUAAUACUGAUAGCAAUUAUUCAGCGGUUGU
Cotesia congregata is the source of this 4262-nucleotide messenger RNA. NCBI's taxonomy places the organism in Eukaryota, Metazoa, Arthropoda, Insecta, Hymenoptera, Braconidae. The record is from the annotation of a GenBank genome assembly.